Thyridium curvatum is the source of this 1332-nucleotide messenger RNA. RefSeq lists its product as uncharacterized. The record is from RefSeq and is a predicted model, not a curated record. Gene Ontology annotation, cellular component: mitochondrial matrix. NCBI's taxonomy places the organism in Eukaryota, Fungi, Ascomycota, Sordariomycetes, Thyridiales, Thyridiaceae. Gene Ontology annotation, molecular function: protein binding. The coding region runs from base 1 to 1332 and encodes 443 amino acids. The transcript has a single exon.
AUGCAGCCCGCACGACUCGCGGUAGGCCGCCGUGCUCUCGCGGCCGCCGGCCCCUCCUAUGUCUGCCAGAGCUGCCGGGCCGCCCGCAGCGGCGGCAUCUCGACCCGGCGACCGUACAGCAGCGCAUCCCACCCCCCGGCGCCCGCCGCUGGCGCCGCAUACCCACCCGCCUCCGGCGUCGCCGCCCUGCCCUCCCGGCGCCUGAUCUCCGUCUCCGGGCCCGACGCCGCCAGCUACCUCCAGGGCGUCGUCACGCGCAGCACCACCGACCAGCGGGGCCACCCCGUCGACCUCGGCUCGGGCGUCUACGGCGCCUUCCUCAACCCGCAGGGCCGCGUCCUGCACGACGUCUUCAUCUACCCGGACACCCUCCUCCACCGGGACGCCGCCGGCGGCGGCAGCUCGUACCUGAUCGAAGUCGACGCCGACCAGGUCGACCUGCUGCAGCGCAACAUCAGGCGCUACAAGCUGCGCGCCAAGUUCGCCGUCCGCGCCGUCGCGCCGGACGAGGUCGCCGUCUGGCACGCCUGGGACGACGGCGCCGCCUCCUCGGGCACCAGCAGCGCGGCCGCCGCCCUGCUCUCCCACGCGCACCUCGGCCCGGACGAGCUGCGCCACCCGGACGCCCGCGCCCCGGGCCUGGGCCAGCGCGUCCUGACCGCCCGCGCCGCCCGCCCGCGCCUCGACCUGCCCGACGCCGGCGAGCAGGCCUACGCCGUGCGCCGCUACCUGCGCGGCGUCGCCGAGGGCCAGGACGAGCUGCCGCGCGAGUCGGCCCUGCCGCACGAGUCCAACAUGGACGUCAUGGGCGGCGUCGACUGGCACAAGGGCUGCUACGUCGGCCAGGAGCUGACCAUCCGCACCCGCCACCGGGGUGUCGUGCGCAAGCGCGUCCUGCCCUGCGCCAUCUACGACGAGCACGCCGCCGCGCCCGCCGCGCUGGCCUACCACCACCCCCUCUCCUCGUCGUCGCCCACUGCGGGCUCGGGAACGGCAGCAGACAACGGCAACGACCAGGGUGCCGCCGCCGCCGCCGCCGUCGCGGCAGAGGAGGUGCCGUGCGGCACGAGCAUCGGGCGCGUCGGCAAGAAGGGCCGCAGCGCCGGCAAGUGGCUCAAGGGCGUCGGCAACGUCGGCCUCGCGCUGUGCCGCCUCGAGGUCAUGACCGACGUCGAGCUGCCCGGCGAGACGGCCGCGUCGGGCGCCUACGACCCCUCGGGCGAGUUCGUCAUGCACAUGGGCGGCGAGGACCAGGAGAGCCGCUCGGUCAGGAUCAAGGCCUUUGUGCCCGACUGGCUGCGCAGCGGCCUGCAGGCGCAGGCCAUCCGGUAA